CAGAACUGGCAAAUGAACAUUGUAUCCAAGAGCAUCAUUGACCGCUGAGGAAUAGAUAAAUUCUGGUGAAGAUCAUUAAAAUCCACAAUUAUGGAUAACUUACGUUUUGCUGGAGAUGAUGAUGAAGACCUUUACUCAGGGUUUGAUUUAGUUCAUCCAGCUCUUGAUACACGGCAGCUGGAUACUGAUCAGGGUUUUCAAGAAGCUGUUCGUACGAGUUAUGGCAGACGGCCACCAACUCAGAGUCGAGCCCCCACAACAGCUGCUCGUCUCACUUCUACUGCUGGGCUUCGGAUAGGGACUGGCCAAGGUACUGGGUUGGUACUAAAUAGCUCAGUGGGCCAAGUUGGUCCAGGAUCAAGUGAUGGACUUAAAAGACCAAUGACCAGCAUGAGAGGAACAGGUUAUACAUCCCAGUCAAAUGUGUUUGAUCCCCUUAAUCAAGCAAGCAAAGGACCUGCUCCUGCUCUUAUUUCAAAGACUGAUGAGAGCCCAGAAGAAAAAAUAAAGUCACUUGAACGUCGAGUAAUGGGGCUUAUUGAAGAGUCCUGCAUGGCAGCGUCUAGAGGAGAAAUUCGCCUGGCCCUUGACAGAGCCAAAGAGGCGUCUAGUAAAGAAAGAUCUCUCAUAAGGCAGCGGGAACAGGCAGGAUUGUCUGAUGGACACAAUUUGGAUCUCACAUUCUCUGUACUUUUCAAUUUGGCUAACCAGUAUGCUGCCAAUGACAUGUACACAGAAGCCCUAAAUACGUAUCAGGUUAUUACAAAGGACCGUAUGUUUAACAAUUCUGGCCGGCUUCGAGUCAACAUGGGCAACAUCCACUACAAAAUGGGACAGUAUAAUAAGGCCAUAAAAUUCUAUCGCAUGGCUUUAGAUCAAGUUCCUAAUACUCAUAAAAGUAUGAGGAUAAAGAUAAUGCACAAUAUUGGUCUGGUGUUUGUCAAGAUGGCACAGUACUCUGAGGCAUGUACUAGCUUUGAAUACAUUAUGCAGGAGGAGGCAAACUUUAAGACUGGGCUAGAUUUAGUUACAGCAUAUUAUGCUCUUGGAGACAAGGAAAAAAUGAAGAAAGGUUUCCUUCGCUUGCUUGAAUGCCAGUUAGAUAUUGAUGACGAUGAAAAGUACACAGCAUCAUCAGAAGAUACUCAGUCCAACCUGAUUCUUGAGGUCAUUCGCAAUGAUCCUCUUCGAAAGAUGGAAAGGCAGAUGAAGCAAGAGGCUGAACGUUCGAUACUUACAGCUGCAAAGCUCAUUUCACCGGUCAUUGAGACUACCUUCAGUGAGGGUUACAACUGGUGUGUAGAUGCAAUCAAGAAUUCUCAGUAUGCAGACCUUGCAAAUGAUUUGGAAAUCAACAAAGCUGUCAUGUUUUUGAGGCAAAAGAACUUUAAAGAUGCUGUUGAAACCCUCAAAAUGUUUGAGAAAAAGGAAACAAAAGUAGCCAGCACAGCUGCUACAAAUCUUUCCUUCCUGUAUUUCUUGCAAAAUGAAAUUGACUUGGCUGAAAAAUAUGCCCUCAUGGCAAGGGAUUCCAAUGGCUACAAUGAUUCUGCCCUCGUGAAUUUAGGGAACUGCUGCUUCAAGAGGAAAGAUUAUGAGAAAGCUCGUGAGCACUACAUAGCUGCUUUGGACAUAGAUGCAUCUUGUGUAGAAGCUCUAUACAAUCUUGGACUAACAAACAAGAAACUUGGACGUUACGAAGAGGCACUUGACUCCUUGCUGAAAAUGCAUGCCAUUGUUCGCAAUUAUCCACCAGUAGUCUACCAGAUUGCCAGUUUGUAUCAAGAGCUUAGUGACAUCGACCAGGCUUCUGAGUGGUAUUUACAAUUGCUUGGUCUGGUUCCAACUGAUCCUCACAUCCAUCAGCGAUUGGGCCAACUUUUUGACACAGAAGGUGACAAGCAACAAGGAUACCAAUAUUAUUUUGAUUCUUACAGAUAUUUCCCAAGCAACCUGGAAGUGAUUGAUUGGCUGGGAUCCUACUUCAUUGAGCACCAGGUUGCAGAAAAGGCAAUUAGUUACUUUGAACGAGCUGCAUUGAUGCAACCUGAUGAAGUAAAGUGGCAAUUGAUGGUGGCUGCAUGUCACAGACGGUCAGGCAACUACCAACAGGCAUUGCAGACCUACAAGCAGAUCCAUCGAAGAUUCCCAGAAAAUAUAGAGUGUCUGAAAUUGCUGAUUCGACUCAGCAGUGACCUGGGAUUAAAGGAAACAGCUGAGUAUGCCCAAGAGCUGAAGAAGGCCGAAAGAGCUCAAGAGCAGCGUGAGAGUCGAGCUGCCAGUGGCUCUCGUCCUGGAUCUCGAAGAUCCUCUUCUCGGGCUUCACGUAGUGGCUCAGCUGCCUCUGGCCACGAGGAACCAGGGGCUUUACCUCCCAAGAGUCCAGGUCCAGGUGCUAGAGCAAGUUCCCGAGGUUCUCGCAGUAUCCCAGGCUCGGCCAUGAGUGGCAGAAUGACACGCCUUUCACUUAAUGAUCUUGAUGAGAAUGAGCCAUUUGUGCCAUCUAACAAAGAAGUUGACAGCAGCUAUGUGGAUCCCUUAGGCCCGCUGCAAGAACGCCCAAAGACAAGCUUGAGAAGAAAACAAGAUGAGGAUGACUUUGCUGAUGAGGAAUUGGGUGACGAUUUGUUGCCAGAAUAAGUUUUAGUUUAUGAUUUUUUUUCUCUCUCUUUUCUUUUCGUUCUUUCUUUCUUUCUAUAUUAUAGUAUUAUGUAAUUUAAGUAUUAUGAUUAUGUAAUAUAUGAUUACAUAGUGUUAUGAUUAUGUAAUUUAAGUACAAAAAUGGAUGCACUUUUUUAUUCUUUUUUUCUUUCUUUGUUUUCUCAAGGAGGUCUAUUAGAUAAGUCUUAUAAACAUUUUCAUAUACUUUGUACCUCAAAUUUCUUAGGAAACUAAUGUCACACACAUAUUGGAAAAAAUAGGAAUAUAUAUAUUCUCAACAGGCUCUACCACUGUAACAGAUAUACUUUUCCGUCCAGCACAGUGUUUAUUCACAAGUGCAUAAUAUGUGAUAUAUUUUUUGCUAUUGUAGUGUAUAAUGACUUCACUCUCUAGUCAGUAGUAGCAAAGAGUGUCUAGAUAUCUGUUUUUACAUAGGAGUAAAUUAUUAUAUAUGCACCUUUAUCUAUGUAAGAAUGAAUUUUACUAGUAUUAAGUAUAUAAGAUUACUUAAUCAUAGAUCAUCACUUAUUUUAUUUUAUUAAGUUGAUUCUUUUGAAUUUCCUAUUUUCCAUUUCAGCAAUAUGUGAUUUUGUAGUUAUUACCCCCCCCCAAGGAAACCAAUUUAUAUAAAAUAUUUAUUUAAAAGAAAAGUUGUAAGACUAUAUCUGAGUGCUAUUUAGGUAUUACUGAAUAUGGAGGGUGCCUUAACUUUUUUGUGCCUGCAGUGCUAUUUUCAAAGAUUUAUAUCCAUUUCUUUGUAUUCUGUUUUUAUUGUGCAAAUGGAAUUCUUAUAGUUCAGAGUUUAACUAGCCUGCACAACUAGAUUUUGUAUUGCAUAAGCUACAGAACAUAUAUGCACAAUUCACAUCUAUUAUUUAUCAUGAAUAUAUUUAAAUCUGAAGUAUAGCUAGUGACAUUGAAAAUAAAUAUCAAGCAAGCCCUUUCAGAAGUUCCUGUAAAAGCAUAAUAUAUAAUUGAAAUGUUAUUGCUUGUUUUUUUAACCAUUACUGUAUGUUAUUUUUAUAUCAUAGAAAAAUAUUUUAUGAACAUUUAAUUCCACUGUGUCAUAUUAUUAGAUAUAUUAUCCCUGAUGAAUAAUAUUAUACUUUCCACAUAAAAAAAUAUGAUUAUACUUUCAAGCAAAUAUUCUAUGAUGUUUUUUCUCCCCCAAUAAGUAAGAGAAGGUGCAUUGUUAGAUACAGGAAGGUGUAAUAUAAUUGGAAUAGCUCCUCAAUACAUUAAAAAAAAAAUGCUUAUAAUCUCUCAUUAAGUGUACAUUUUUCAAACUUUCAAAAAGCUAAAUUUUGGAGAGUUGAAACAGGAAUAUAAGGUAAAAUUAAAAGGUGUCCUCUUUCAAAAAAAAAAAAAAAAAAAAAAAAAAAUUGCUUACAACCCCAGAUUCAGAUUUUUUAAACUUUCUUUUACCAUGGUAAAAAAAAGUUCAAUUUUCAAAAAAG
This is a messenger RNA of Penaeus vannamei (Pacific white shrimp), 4118 nucleotides long. NCBI's taxonomy places the organism in Eukaryota, Metazoa, Arthropoda, Malacostraca, Decapoda, Penaeidae. The record is from RefSeq and is a predicted model, not a curated record.